Messenger RNA from Habropoda laboriosa, 1433 nucleotides. RefSeq names its product inositol polyphosphate 5-phosphatase K-like. Gene Ontology annotation, cellular component: cytoplasm; ruffle; plasma membrane. Gene Ontology annotation, molecular function: phosphatidylinositol-4,5-bisphosphate 5-phosphatase activity. The transcript has 10 exons. Gene Ontology annotation, biological process: phosphatidylinositol dephosphorylation. The record is from RefSeq and is a predicted model, not a curated record. Bases 141 to 1433 code for a protein of 430 amino acids. Lineage: Eukaryota; Metazoa; Arthropoda; Insecta; Hymenoptera; Apidae.
UUAGUUUAUUGUGGUAUACUUGUUAAUUUGCAGACUGCGCAGUAUAGUGAACGAUUCAGUUUAAUUAGUCCGAUACUUUUAAUAACCAUCCGAAGGCAAACAAACUAAAGUUCUGAAGAAAAUUUUGGAGAACUCCAGCUAUGGCUGAUAGAGAGAAGUAUCUUAGGAUAUUUAACGUUACAUGGAAUGUGGCAACUAAACAUCCUGAAGAAGAUUUACAUCAACUUCUUGAUGUAACAAAUACUAAUAAAUCAAAAACUUUGCCAGACUUAUACUUUGUUGGAUUGCAGGAAGUAAAUGCUCAACCACAAAAUAUGGUAAUGAACAUGCUCUUUGAAGAUCCAUGGAGCAAAUCUUUCAGAGAAGUGUUAAAAAAAUAUGACUAUGUAAAGAUACAUACACAGCGUUUACAGGGUCUUGUUUUAAAUGUUUUUUGUUUAAGAAAACAUAUUACACAUUUAAGAUUAAUAGAGGCUCAAUAUACACGGACAGGAUGUAGAGGCAUGUGGGGCAAUAAAGGUGCAGUUAGUAUAAGAUUGAACAUAUAUGGAAUUAACAUGUGUAUUGUCAAUACACACUUGACACCACAUGAUCAUUUAUUGACUGAUAGAAUUGCAGACUAUAAUACAAUACUCACAAAUCAUAGUUUUAAUAAUCCAGAUACUUCGAAGAUAUUAUUUCAUGAUUAUGUAUUUUGGAUUGGGGACUUAAAUUUUCGACUACAUGGUGAGGACUUAACUGCAACAGAUAUUGAUAUAUUAGUUAAGAAGGAUCAACUAAAAUCCUUGUUAACAAGAGAUCAAUUGAAGAUGGUAAUGGAAAAAGGUGAAGCUUUUGCAGAAUUGCAUGAAAAUUCUAUUACAUUCCCUCCAACUUAUAAGUACGAAUUUCAUUCUCAAGCAUUUGAUCUCAAGCGUCGACCGUCAUGGACUGAUAGAAUUUUGUACAGAGUAAAUACAGAUGUUUAUGAUGACGUUAAGUUGAACGCUAUUCAGAAAAGUUAUAAAAGUCAUUCCAAUUACAUACAAUCGGACCAUAAACCAGUUACAGGAGAAUUUGAUAUUAUUGUCAGACCAAAUAUUGAAGAUCACGGUGUAGAGUUUCAACCUGUAUCAUCCUGGUUUAUAGAUGAGGAAAAUUCAGUAGCAUAUAGGUUAUUGGGAGAUGCUAGGCCUGCUAGUGGAGACUGGGUGGGACUAUUUCAUAAUAAAUUUUCUAGUUUAGACGAAUAUAUUGUGUAUGAAUACGUAGGCCGAGGUAAAUCGUCUCCGGUUUCCUUUGAACCCCAUGCGAUUAGCGAGAGAAUUUACUUCAGUGAUACGGCCAUUCGAUCUCCAGGAAUGUAUCAGUUGGUCUAUGUUGCCCAACGAGGAAAUUUUAUUGGAAUUUUAGGCAUUAGUCCUCCGUUUCCAGGACACCACAGACAUACUUGA